Messenger RNA from Chionomys nivalis (European snow vole), 1932 nucleotides. RefSeq lists its product as uncharacterized. Gene Ontology annotation, molecular function: olfactory receptor activity; translation initiation factor activity; G protein-coupled receptor activity. Gene Ontology annotation, cellular component: membrane. Gene Ontology annotation, biological process: translational initiation; G protein-coupled receptor signaling pathway. The record is from RefSeq and is a predicted model, not a curated record. The transcript has 5 exons. Bases 1 to 1932 code for a protein of 643 amino acids. NCBI's taxonomy places the organism in Eukaryota, Metazoa, Chordata, Mammalia, Rodentia, Cricetidae.
AUGGACAGCAACAGAGACUCCAGUUUCUUUAGGAUCAUGGACCCAGACAUGACACUCAGCUACACCUUUGGCCUGGAGUUCACCAUGGCCUUGGUUGGGGCUACCUUGUUCACCAAUUGGUGCAGUUGUGACCUGUGCAAUAAGGUGAUUGCUUCUCCAGGUGCAAUUGGAGCAGUUCCUCUGGUGGUCCCUGAUGUGGCAUGUGAUGACCGGGAUAUGGAGAGUUUGCUACAAGGUCUCUGGGACUUUAGUAGAAACAGCAGGAAGACCCUCACCACUGUCCAAGGGAUCGCUGAUGAUUACGAUAAAAAGAAACUAGUGAAGGCGUUUAAGAAGAAAUUUGCCUGCAAUGGUACUGUAAUUGAGCAUCCAGAAUAUGGAGAAGUAAUUCAGCUACAGGGUGACCAGCGCAAGAACAUAUGCCAGUUCCUAAUAGAGAUUGGACUGGCUAAGGACGAUCAGCUGAAGCAGGCGAGGAACACAAGAAAUCAGAGCAGUGCAUCUGAGUUCAUCCUCCUGGGACUCCCCAUCCAGCCAGAGGACCAAGACUUGUAUUCUGCACUGUUCCUGACCAUAUACCUGACCACAGUGGUGGGGAACCUGCUCAUCAUCCUGCUUAUUAGACUGGAUUCUCACCUCCACACCCCCAUGUACUUCUUCCUCAGCCACUUGGCCUUCACAGACAUCUCUUUCUCGUCAGUCACAGCUCCAAAGAUGCUCAUGAAUAUGCUGACACACAGUCAGUCCAUCUCAUAUGCUGAGUGCAUUUCCCAGGUGUACUUUUUCCUAUUUUUUGCAGAUCUUGACAGCUUCCUUCUGACCUCCAUGGCCUAUGACAGAUAUGUGGCCAUCUGCCAUCCCCUCCACUAUACCAGUAUCAUGAGUCAGAGUGUCUGUUUCUUACUGGUCAUUGCAUCCUGGUUGUUAUCCUUCGCUGGCGCCCUUGUUCACACCAUCCUUCUAGCUCGUCUCUCUUUCUUUAGAGAGAAAAGCAUGAUGAAGAAUAACCAGAGUAGCACAUCUGAGUUCAUCCUCCUGGGACUCCCCAUCCAGCCAGAGGACCAAGACAUUUACUCUGCCCUGUUUCUGAUCAUGUACCUGACCACAGUGCUGGGGAACCUGCUCAUCAUCCUGCUCAUCAGGCUGGACUCUCACCUCCACACCCCCAUGUACUUCUUCCUCAGCCACUUGGCCUUCACAGACAUCUCUUUCUCAUCAGUCACAGCUCCAAAGAUGCUCAUGAAUAUGCUGACACACAGUCAGUCCAUCUCAUAUGUUGGGUGUGUUUCCCAAGUGUGUUUUUUCUUAUUGUUUGGGUGUGUUGACAACUUCCUUCUGACCUCCAUGGCCUAUGACAGGUAUGUGGCCAUCUGUCACCCUCUGCACUACACCACCAUCAUGAGGCAGAGCCUCUGUGUCCUGCUAGUGAUAGUGUCCUGGGUAUUUUCCUCCACCAAUGGCCUUGUGCACACUCUUCUCUUUGCUCGUCUCUCUCUCUUUAGAGAUAACACUGUUCACCACUUCUUCUGUGAUCUUUCUGCUUUAAUUAAGCUGUCCAAUUCAGACACCUCUAUCAAUGAGCUGCUCAUUCUCACGUUAGCAGUGAUAGUUAUUACUGUGCCAUUCAUAUGCAUCCUGAUCUCUUAUGGUCACAUUGGAGCCACCAUUCUGAGGACUCCCUCUACCAAGGGAAUCUGCAAAGCCUUGUCCACAUGUGGUUCUCAUCUAUGUGUAGUUUCUUUGUACUAUGGAGCCAUUAUUGGGUUAUAUUUUUUCCCCUCCUCCAAUAAUACUAAUGAUAAGGAUAUCAUUGUAGCUGUGAUGUAUACUGUGGUCACACCCAUGCUGAAUCCCUUUAUCUAUAGCCUGAGGAAUCGGGACAUGAAAGGAGCACUGAGAAAUAUCCUCAACAGGAGAGUCUGUUCACAGUGA